ACGCGUUUUCUGCUUUGCUGUUUUAGCAUUCUCCCGUAACCAUUACCACAUGGCCUCACUGAGACCUGCUGUUUCCCCUCCCCUCUCCCGCACCAAAUAUAGGCGAAACCCAGGCUUUGUGUCCAAGUGUUUAUUCAUCUUUAAAUGAGCCAUUACUCAAUGGUUCAAUAUCCCCAAACGAUACGUUGGACGUGGCUCUCUUUGAAAGUCUCCCUCUUCCCUUUUGCUUCCCUUUGUCAGGUUUUAAGUUUUAAAAAAUUCAACAUUUUAAUUCAGUGAAGUCACCCCCCACAUGUCCAUUCUGUCCCUGCAGCUCAAAUUGAGGUCAUCCCUUGUAAGAUCUGUGGGGACAAGUCCUCAGGGAUCCACUAUGGAGUCAUCACCUGUGAAGGCUGUAAGGGUUUCUUCCGUCGUAGCCAGCAGAACAACGCCAUGUACUCCUGCUCGCGCCAGAGGAGCCUGAUCGACAGGACCAACCGUAACCGCUGUCAACACUGCCGGCUGCAGAAGUGUCUGGCACUAGGCAUGAGCCGAGACGCGGUGAAGUUCGGCCGCAUGUCGAAGAAGCAGCGCGACAGCCUGUACGCCGAGGUGCAGAAGCACCAGAAGUCCCAGGAGGGCCUGGGCUCGGGAGGCGGCGGCCCCGGGGGUCUGUCCCUGCCCAGGGAGGAGGGCGUUUGUGGGGCCGCGGGGGAGGACGCAGAGGGAGGCCUGAGCCGCUCCUACAGCACCGCAGGCUCCAGCUCCGCCCUCAGCGACCUGGAGGACAUCGCGGCGCUGCCCGACCUCUUUGACCUCCCCCUGAGCCCCGAGGAGGCCAGCGACUACUCCGGCCUGGACCUCCUGGGGGGCGGGGCCGGAGACAGCGCCGGGAACGCCUCCAGUUGCUCUUCCUCGUCCUCCUCGUCCUCCUCGUCCCUGUCCAAUCGGAGCUCGCCGCAGCAGACGAGGAUGGACGGGGCCGACGGGAGCGGCGUGGCGCUCAUGCACACGCACUCUCGCACGCACGCGCUGCUCGUGCACGCCAACGCCUCUCUGCUGGACCAGCUGCCCGAUGACUGCUCCAUAACGGAACUCGAGCGCAUCACGCAGAGUAUCUUGAAGUCUCACCUCGAGACCUGCCAGUACAGCGUGGAGGACAUGAAACUCUUCACCUGGGUUCAAUACUCACCCGAGGAAACCCGCAGUUUUCAAUCAAAGCCUGCAGAGUGGAUGUGGCAGCAGUGUACCCAUCACAUCACCAAUGCCAUCCAAUACGUGGUGGAGUUUGCCAAACGCAUCGCUGGCUUCAUGGACCUGUGCCAGAACGAUCAGAUAAUCCUACUCAAAGCAGGUUGCUUGGAGGUCCUGCUCAUACGCAUGUGCCGUGCGUUCAAUGCAACCAACGGCAGCAUUUUCUUUGAUGGAAAGUUUGCUUCCGCUCCAUUCUUCAAAGCACUUGGUUGUGACGACCUGGUGAGCGCAGUGUUUGACCUUGGAAAGGUUCUCUGCCGCCUGCAGCUGUCGGAUGAGGAGAUGGCUCUGUUCAGUGCUGCAGUCCUGCUGUCCCCAGAUCGGCCCUGGCUGAGUGAGGGCCCCAAGGUCCAGAGGCUCCAGAAGAAGGUCUACCUGGCUCUGCAGCACAGCCUACAAAUGAGUGGGGCCUCAGACGAGAAACUAGACAUGAUGGUGUCCAAGCUGCCCCUGAUGAAGUCAAUCAGCAACCGGCACAACGACAAACUGGAGUUUUUCCGCUUGGUGCACCCCGAAACCGCCUACUGCUUCCCCCCUCUGUACCGGGAGGUGUUUGGCAGUGAAAUGUCGGUCCCCGACUCCACCGCCAGCUAGACAGAUGGACGGAGAGUGUAGGGAAGACCAGAGCAGGUAACGCCAGAGCAGAGAAGAGAGUAGGGUGAAGAUGUUGACUCCCAACAACCAGCAUAUAUUCAGACAAUCCAGGAUUUUAAAUACUUGGUGUCUCAUGAUCCCAAGCUAGUCCUCCACUUUCCUCAGCAAAGCAGCACCUUACACCACAGACCGCACACUCGCCUCUGCUCCUCUGAUACCGUAGCAUUACCGUCACCCUGAUGUGGAAAUGUGAGCUCACAUAGCCUGAAUAAGCUCAAAGCUAGAAGCUACAACACUUUAUUUUUUUUUCUUCUGACUGCUGGUCCUCCGGAUCGGAUGGUCAUGAAUGUACCUCAUGUUUUAAGCACCAGUGCACAAGCAAGAACCAAACAGUGAAUGUACAAACUUGCCACUCUGUGUUCAGAGUGUUCUGCUAAAUAAUUCGGUAAGAAUAUAAUGUCUUUAUAUUCCAGUUAUGUCUUUUUUCUUUUAUGUGUGCGUCGAUACAUCUGGUAUGGUACACAUAGAAACUCAUUCUCUCUUAUAACAUAAUUAUACUGACCAUCUCAGUGGGACCAAGAUCAUUGAUUUUGUAUAUAUAUUGUCCUGAUAUUAUGAAAGUAAAGCAGGUAUUACACAAGGCACAGCCCCGGCUGUCCCAAUUGCUUUCAUUAUCUACAGUCUCGCAUGCACACACCAACAGAGCCACUCCUAGAUGGUGUUUGGUGCUGCCUGUCGCAGGCCCACGAUGUAAUGCAAAGAGAAACCUCAGUCCCACACUCCCCCAUCCCUUGUUAAUGCCACUCAGUCAGGAACAGAUCAAAUUAUCUCUAAUUUAUAUACACAUUUAUAAACAAAUAUUUUAAAUAAGAAUGUAAAUAGAUAAUUCUAUUAAACUGGGCGAUCAUGCGUGAGUGCAGUACAUAGGGUGAGAAGAGAGGCGAGCAAACGCGAUUCAGGGGAUCACACUCGCUCAUGAGAAAACGGAUACUCCAGGAAAACACUCAAUUCUUUGGACCAUGCUCUCAGGUUUCCAUGGCAACCCCCCCUCUUCCCCCCCCCCCCCAUCGUACUAUAAUAAAACGACCCCAUCUGUUUGAGGUCAUUUACUGUUGAUAUGUUGGUGUUGGCAAGCGUGGACACUCAUCUCUCGCCCAGCAAGGCAGGGAGACCGAUCUGCCCACGCAAAUGCAAAGACAUUAUCGUGAUCCUGCGCCUGAACUUUCACUCGCCACGUUGGCUCUCUACACUCCUGAGAGGAGGACGUGGAGGGAAUGUGAUGGCGGGGCAAAAGUUUAAUUCAUGAACAAUGUUGUAAGAGCAUUUUGAAACCCAGGGUUUCCCCAUCCCCUUGCAUAUUUCGAACCAGCAGGUAUUAUGUGUUGUGGACAUGUCUUUGGUCGGGCGCCUCUGGUUACUGGUCGGGCAUCGGCCGGCUUAAUGGGUAUCUUAGGCGCUGUUUGGAAUAACUGUUAUUUUUGCAUAUUUGCUGUACCUCUCUCCCUCAGUAGCACUAGGAUCCGGUAGUUGUGGAAACACCAAGCACUUAUUCCUCCUUCUCCUCACAGGGCACUAGCCAGUGGCCAGACAGAGACAACAGCAGCUCCCCACCGGCCCCUCCGAGCUAGGCUAGCCCUUGAUGUUCGUUGGAGUGCAUAGAAAGGCCCACGCAGACGUUUUUCUGUAUGAGCAACUUGUAACGUACUUGUACAGAGUUCCAAAGCUCCUCUUAAAGUUUACUUUCACAACAACAAGCUGUAUGACUAAUGGAAUAGAGAUGCUGGCCAUAGAGUGAGGAUUAGUUAACAACGCAUUGCCUGCUAGAAGGAUUGGGACUGAUGAGAAAGCAUUCGUUUUCAGAACUUAAGGGGGACUGCGGGGGGAGGGGCUAGCUGUGCUCCCUGAGGUGACCGUAUCACUAGUGUCUUCUAGCCUUGUACACACCUUUGCACCUAAGAUGAGACCCAUAACUGUAUAACUGUGGUGAUUAGGGUUACUCUAUUUUUGUGAAUGUUCUCACACCGUGUCAAAAGUCCUUUUUAUCCUAAUAUUGUAAUUAUUAGGAUUCUUCAGAUUCAUUGUACUUUUGCUGUGAUUUUCAUCUGUCAAUCUUUCCACAAUUUUUGUUUUUUGUCCUUGUCUUGUCAAGUAAGUGAUCUACUUUAUAUUGAAAUAAUGGACUAUUCCAAAUUUGACUCCCUGCUCUUUUCUUCUAUGACAAAACGUAAAACAAUAUGUUACUACUCCCGACACAGUGUAACUCAAGAGUCAGACACAGUUCAAUAUGUAUUGUCAUAUAUGUUGUCCAAUAAGAUACAUUAUAUGGGGUUUUAAGAAUGUAAUAAAAACAAGUUUUGAAACAA
Messenger RNA from Gadus macrocephalus (Pacific cod), 4190 nucleotides. RefSeq names its product nuclear receptor ROR-beta-like. Gene Ontology annotation, biological process: regulation of transcription by RNA polymerase II. The coding region runs from base 433 to 1827 and encodes 464 amino acids. The record is from RefSeq and is a predicted model, not a curated record. NCBI's taxonomy places the organism in Eukaryota, Metazoa, Chordata, Actinopteri, Gadiformes, Gadidae. Gene Ontology annotation, molecular function: zinc ion binding; RNA polymerase II cis-regulatory region sequence-specific DNA binding; nuclear receptor activity. Gene Ontology annotation, cellular component: nucleus. The transcript has 9 exons.